ACAUGGCCAGAGUUACACCGGACUGAAAACCACAACUUCUGUUCGUUUUCUUGUUAUUACAUUCUUCAGCGCUUUAUCCUCAUUUAAAUUUCGUUCAAUUGAACCUGACAGGUGUGUUUGCGAUGGCAUUUUCGUUGUUUUGAGCUGAAACCUUACACUGGAAGCCAUGCCCCUGCUUCCUCUAACGCUGCCUCUGCGGUCGUCGUGAGGAGAGCAGCAUCCCCUGCCAGCUCCGUCUCACACUCACUCAUUGUUUCGGUGGAUUCUUAUGCUUCUGCCUGCCGGAUCGAUCUUGUCCUCCUGUCCACAGAGCUGCUAAAAGCAGAAAAAAUGGACCUGCUGCCAGACGUUUGGAGGCAAGACUACUGGCUUCCUCCUGGUGUCACCUGGAGGGACAUGGAUAAGCUGGCGGACUCCGAUCGACCCAGACCCCGGGACCUUCUCAUAGCUUUGCCCCUCGCCCUGGGUUUUAUAGCUGUGCGCUACGUUUUUGAGAGGUUUAUUGCCCCACCCGUAGGCAGAUGUCUUGGGGUGAAGAACAGAUUGCAAGCUGCUGCUGUCCCCUCCCCACAGCUAGAGUCAUUUUACUCCCAGAGGAGCCGGCAGCCAACACAGAGUGAUAUUGUCAGUUUGAUGAUGUUGAGUGGAAAAUCCCAGAGGCAGAUUGAGAUCUGGUUCAGACUUCGCAGGAACCAAGACAGGCCCAGUCAAACCAAGAAGUUUGGUGAAGCUGCGUGGAGAUUAUUUUUCUACCUCACAGCGUUCAUUGCUGGACUGGCCUGCUUAAUCAAUAGACCCUGGUUUUGGGACCACAGGGAAUGUUGGAGGCAGUAUCCAGUUCAGCCAAUGGAGAGAGCUCACUUCUGGUACUACAUGCUGGAGUUAGGCUUUUAUGGCUCUCUGCUCCUCCGGAUAUCUGUGGACAUCAAAAGGAAGGAUUUUAAGGAACAAGUGAUCCAUCAUUUGGCGACCAUCUUCCUGCUCAGUUUCUCCUAUUGUGCCAACUACAUUCGCAUUGGUACUUUGGUCAUGCUGCUUCACGACUCCUCUGACAUCCUGCUUGAGUUGGCCAAGAUGUUCAACUAUGGCACAGGCUGGAGGAAGAUGUGUGACACACUGUUUGUUGUGUUUGCUAUCGUGUUCCUUGUGACCCGCCUGGUGAUUUUCCCCGGCAAAAUCAUUCGUACCACCCUGCUACUGUCCAUGGAGGUGUUUGAGCCCUUUGCUGGCUACUACUUUUUUAACAUUCUACUGAUGUUGCUGCAAGCUCUUCAUGUCUUCUGGGCAGGCUUAAUAUUACGCAUGGUUUACAAGUUUUUGAAAGGCCAGCUGGAAAAAGACGAACGCAGUGACGAAGAAAGUGAAGCUUACGACGAAGAGGAUGACAAAGGCGGAGAUGGAAAUAUGGAUCAAAGAGGAGACAAUUAUUGGGAAAAAAGUAAAGAAUCUCUGAAUUCGAAAUUCUCAAUGCUGACCAACAGUUGUGUACUUAAUAACUUGAGCCAGCACCGGGCCUCUGUUAAUGACAGAAUGCGUAAAGCUCAGUAAGGAACUGUGUACGUUUUUCAUUGUGACAUUGCUUUUCUACAUCCUUAAAUAUAUGUAGUGAUUUGUUUAAUUAUGUCAAAAGCUCUGUUCCUACACCACAGUGUGCUUCAGUCACUAUUAAGUGCAAUUAACAAUCAAGGGGCCAGACAUUGGUGGUUAUAUUUUCCUAAAACACUCAUUCUAGGAGAGGAUGUUUCAGUCCAUUUCACCCUAGGUUAUGGACCCAAUACAAGUCUACUCUACCUCUCAGCUAUGCAAAAUAUUGUUGUGGUCUCUUUUUCUCGGUCAUCUUUUCCUUUUACUUUAAAACAGUGAAAUGUGUUGCAGUGUACUCAACAGCAAACAAUGGAACAAACAGACAUCCCAUACUUUUGAAGAAGAUAUGGGAUGUCUUAUGCUACUCUACACAGAGGUGAUGCAAGUCUCACUAUUCUGUAGAAAGUGAAUUUUACAUUCUGUCAUCUGACACACACUUUUUGUAAAUAAAGAGAUU
Messenger RNA from Menidia menidia (Atlantic silverside), 2041 nucleotides. Lineage: Eukaryota; Metazoa; Chordata; Actinopteri; Atheriniformes; Atherinopsidae. The record is from the annotation of a GenBank genome assembly.